This is a messenger RNA of Owenia fusiformis, 649 nucleotides long. NCBI's taxonomy places the organism in Eukaryota, Metazoa, Annelida, Polychaeta, Sabellida, Oweniidae. The record is from the annotation of a GenBank genome assembly.
AUUGUUUCCUCUUUGUGCAAGAUUUAAUGUCAUAGACCUCCCAAUUGCAUGUUUUGUAUAUAACUAUAGGCUUUCCUGAAGUAAUUCAUAUUUGCUGGAAGUAUGGAUUUAUUAAUUUUGCGCCUUGUCGUGGUGGCGCUAGUCUACAAAAAUGUGGUAGGUCAAUCAGUGGCCAUAUGCGAUGGAAUUCAAGAUAGCAUUGCCUUAACGAACACCUACAAGACUAAAACAAUGCCCGAUUUAAUGAAGAACUUAAAUGAUAUUUAUAAAGUCAUACUCGGAGAAAGUAAAACUGACGACACGUUGACCUCUGCAGAAAAGAAUUCACUGAAAGUGAUUCUUAAAAGUCUUACGUUAAUGCCAAAACAGGUAAAACUUAUCCAAAAGGGAAUUUCGGCCAUGAGUUCAGGCUCUCCCCGCGUCAAAUCAAAGUACAGGGAACUGGACGCAAACAAUUACAUCAGUAUAUUAGGAGACAAUCUAAUGAGACAGGCCGAUGACUAUUUGGUCUCGUUUGAUUCACUGACGUGGGAACAAAAACGAUCGCAAAUUAAUACUCUGUCUUCACUUGGUAAAAGAUGGGGUAAAGAUAUAGCCAGUGCACUUAGAAAGCUUGAUGAUGGUCCGGAAAAGACGACAAUGACCUCUU